Pelecanus crispus (Dalmatian pelican) is the source of this 776-nucleotide messenger RNA. The record is from RefSeq and is a predicted model, not a curated record. NCBI's taxonomy places the organism in Eukaryota, Metazoa, Chordata, Aves, Pelecaniformes, Pelecanidae.
ACAAGCCCUUCAUGAUCAUCACGGAGUACAUGGAGAACGGCGCGCUGGAUAAAUUCCUACGGGAAAAAGAGGGGGAAUUUGGCGUCAUCCAGCUGGUGGGGAUGUUGAGGGGCAUCGCUGCCGGCAUGAAGUACUUGGCCAACAUGAAUUACGUCCACCGGGAUCUGGCCGCCCGGAACAUCUUGGUGAACAGCAACCUGGUGUGCAAGGUGUCCGAUUUUGGGCUUUCAAGGGUGUUGGAAGACGACCCUGAAGCCACCUACACCACCAGUGGUGGGAAGAUCCCCAUCCGUUGGACGGCACCCGAAGCCAUCUCCUACCGCAAGUUCACCUCCGCCAGCGACGUCUGGAGCUACGGCAUCGUCAUGUGGGAGGUGAUGUCCUACGGCGAGCGACCGUACUGGGAGCUCUCCAACCACGAGGUGAUGAAGGCCAUCAACGAGGGCUUCCGCCUCCCCGCCCCCCUGGAUUGCCCCUCCGCCAUCUACCAGCUGAUGAUGCAGUGCUGGCAGCAGGAGCGCAGCCGGCGCCCCAAAUUCGCCGAUAUCGUCAGCAUCCUCGACAAGCUCAUCCGCGCCCCCGAGUCCCUCAAGGCGCUGGCGGACUUCGACCCCAGGGUCUCCAUCCGGCUGCCCAGCACCAGCGGCUCGGAGGGCGUCCCCUUCCGCUCCGUCCCCGAGUGGCUGGAGUCCAUCAGGAUGCCCCAGUACACGGAGCACUUCAUGGCCUCGGGCUACAGCACCAUCGAGAAGGUCCUGCAGAUGACCAGCGAGUGA